CAGCAGCCAAGGUGAACUGCCCUCCGGCACAGGAUGCUUCCUGAGCUCCUGCCCCACGGGAGCUGCUGGUGACGGCGAGUGGGAGAGCCGGGAAGUCAGAGCAAAGGAAUUUGCAAACACAUUCUUCAGCGCCACGAGGAUCCCACGGCGCAUAAACAGGAAUAAAGGCCGGCAGAGGCGGGGGCCCGGGUGAGGCUGGGGCUGCUCCCAGUUCCUGUGAGACCUCCAUGGACUCACCUGCUCCGAAGAGCAUCAGGCACCACGAUCCCAAUUUUACCCUUCCCAACCGCAGCUGAUCCGGUGCAGGAAGCGCCGGUGAAGGCGAAGUGGGGGCUGCUCAGUGACUGCCAAUGUCACGUUAACAUCCCGGCGAGGUGCCGCAGGGAGCCAACCCUUUGAUCGCCUGCCCGAGAGCAUCCUCCGAGGCAAGCAGGAUGCUGCUCUGAGCCCUGCCUUCCCCUGCCCGCCCUCCCCUUGCACCCAGCUCCCCCGGGGCUGGCUGGAGACGAGGGGCGUGGGGCCCGCUGGGUCUCCCCAGGAUGCUCUCCCGCGCCAGUGGCUGCUCCCCGUGCUCCUGCUCUGCGGCCAGACCCAGACUGAAAGCUCAGCAGGCUGCCGGCAUGUUUUAGCCUGAUGCAGGCAUCCCUCAGAGACCCCAGAGCAGUGGACAGUAAUGUGAAAACCAUACUCAUGUCGUGUCUGAAAGGGCAACAGGUCAUCAUCAAAAUGGAGGCGAUGAAAAUCAUCCACCCAGAGAAGUUUUCGGAGCUGCAGGCCUCACAGCCGCGCUACGCGCCCGCUCCCCGCCGCGAGCCGCCCUUGGUGGCCAAGCGCGCGUGGCCCUCCGAGUCCGAGAUCAUCGUCAACCAGGCCUGCGGGGACAUCCCCGCCCUGGAUGCCACCCCCGGGCCUUUGCCGCUGCCCCGGACUCCGCCUCUGCCACGGCGAGAGCGUGGGUACCAGGCCCAGCGGAAGGGCAGCUCGGAGGUUUGCUACCACCGGCAGCCGCCGUCGGACGAGGUGAUCGUCAACCAGUACGUGCUGCACCCCUCGACGCCCUGCGAGCCUCUGGAGUGCCCCACCUGCGGCCACAUGUACAACUUCACCAACAAGCGGCCCCGCAUCCUCUCCUGCCUGCACUCGGUGUGUGAGGAGUGCCUGCAGAUCCUCUACGAGUCCUGCCCCAAGUACAAGUUCAUCUCCUGCCCCACCUGCAAGCGGGAGACCGUCCUCUUCACCGACUACGGGCUGGCAGCUCUGGCUGUCAACACCAGUAUCCUCAACAGACUGCCAGCCGAGGCCCUGGCCACCAACCCCGUCCAGUGGAGCAGUGACACCGACCGCAGCUGCUACCAGACCUUCCGCCAGUACUGCGGGGCUGCCUGCACCUGCCACAUCCGGAACCCGCUGUCUUCCUGCACCAUCAUGUGAGACCCCUGCCCGCACCCCCCGGCAGCGGGGCAGCUGGGAGAGGACAGUGAAGUGCCACGGCCCACCCUGAGUCCCUUCUGUGACAGUGGCACAGCCUUAGGAUACUCUGAUGCUCACCACGGCUGAGGAUGUGGGACCAACCUCCUUGCUGGCACUGGCGAGGGGCGGCGGGGACACUGGGACCUGGUGGCAGCCCUCUACCACCCUAAUGCUGCCAGGGGAGAAGGACCCUGGGAUGGGGAGCAUAUCUACCAGUGGUUCCAGCUCCCCCCAGGUCCUGCUGCAGGUGCCCUUGCUGUGUACUGAGCGUCUCACCAGGCUCCUUCCCCAGACAUCUGCUCCUUCUCUCCUCACGGCUCCCGAGAGUGGACACCGGGUCCCAAGCAGAGAGAUGCUCCCCAUCACCCCACGGCCACCACCCGUGGCACGAGGAGCCCUGAAGGUCACGCUGGAACCCCCGCCUGGCACAGGAGGCAAGGACAGGUCCCCGGCUGCCCACCCCCACCCACCCCCCUCUGUAAGUUAUUUGCCAAAGCUUUCAUCUCAGUGGCCAAGCCGCCAUGCUCCUGAAUCGUAGCCACGCCGAGCCACCGCACCAGCCCCUCGGUUGCGAGCAGACACGCGGCCCGGUUCCUCCGCAGGCCCUCGAGGAAAGCUCCACUUUGUCCUCGUUUUGGAGGAUUCUUGUUUUUUUCCCCCAUCCAUCCCCAGCCACCCCGUCCCAGGCUGCUACUCAUUCACAGAGGCAUUGAGCUGUGCCCGUUCUCUGCUGCUCUGCCUGAGGCCCUGCACUGAUGCCCUGUGGGAUGGCUCAGGGGGGGGGGCAGCGUGGGGUCCAGUACCCCCAAAUUACCAUCAAUACCAGUGAGGGAAUGUAGCUGGGCAGGGGGGCAGAGGUCUGACUCCUACCCAUAGCCCCUUCCCAAGAGUAACACCUCUGAGCCCUGUGUGGAGGGGCUGGCAGGGCAGCAGCCCCCUGGGCACAGUCUUGCUAUCUCCAGGACACCUGGAGGGGUAAGUUUGCUGCCAAAAAAAAAAAGCAAAAAAA
Messenger RNA from Calypte anna (Anna's hummingbird), 2479 nucleotides. It is a transcript of the gene RNF208, whose product is annotated as ring finger protein 208. The record is from RefSeq and is a predicted model, not a curated record. Gene Ontology annotation, biological process: protein ubiquitination. The coding region runs from base 634 to 1431 and encodes 265 amino acids. Lineage: Eukaryota; Metazoa; Chordata; Aves; Apodiformes; Trochilidae. The transcript has a single exon. Gene Ontology annotation, molecular function: ubiquitin protein ligase activity.